This is a messenger RNA of Leptosomus discolor (cuckoo roller), 1671 nucleotides long. Lineage: Eukaryota; Metazoa; Chordata; Aves; Leptosomiformes; Leptosomidae. The record is from RefSeq and is a predicted model, not a curated record.
AUGCCCAGGUUGUCAGCUUUUUCUUUUUUGUUUUCUCAUCUUAGAACAAAAUUGAAUUAUAAUCCUCCAAAGGAUGAUGGCUCAACAUACAAGAUUGAACUUGAAGGGAUAUCUGUUGAUAUCAUGAAAGAGAUACUAGAUUACAUCUUCAGUGGGCAGAUCAGGCUAAAUGAAGAAACUAUCCAAGAUGUGGUACAGGCAGCUGAUCUCCUGCUGCUUACAGACUUAAAAACUCUCUGCUGUGAGUUUUUAGAAGGUUGCAUAGCUGCUGAGAACUGUAUUGGUAUUCGGGACUUUGCACUGCACUAUUGUUUGCAUCAUGUUCACUACCUUGCCUCAGAGUAUCUGGAAACUCACUUUCGAGAUGUCAGCAGCACAGAGGAAUUCUUGGAACUGACUCCUCAAAAACUGAAAGAAGUGCUGUCGAUGGAAAAGCUCAACGUUGGAAAUGAAAGAUACGUCUUUGAAGCGGUGAUUAGGUGGAUUUCUCAUGAUUCAGAAUCAAGAAAGGUUCACAUGAAGGAUGUCAUGUCAGCAGUGUGGGUUUCGGGCUUAGAUGCAGCAUACUUACGUGAGCAGAUGAUGAGCGAACCACUGGUACGGGAGAUCGUCAAAGAAUGCAACAAUAUUCCCCUCACGCCGCCCCAGCAGGGAGAGGCGAUGCUGGCCUCCUUCAAGCCCCGGGGUUACUCGGAGUGUAUAGUGACUGUUGGUGGAGAAGAACGAGUAUCACGGAAACCAACCUCAGUGAUGCGGUGUAUGUGUCCUCUUUAUGAUCCCAAUAGACAGCUCUGGAUUGAACUUGCUCCUAUGAGUAUUCCAAGGAUCAAUCAUGGAGUAUUGUCAGCAGAAGGAUUUUUAUUUGUGCUUGGUGGUCAGGACGAAAACAAGGGAACACUAAGCUCUGGGGAGAAAUAUGAUCCAGAUACCAAUUCAUGGAGUUCCUUACCACCAAUGAAUGAGGCACGACAUAAUUUUGGUGUGGUAGAGAUUGAUGGAAUUCUGUAUAUUCUGGGAGGUGAGGAUGGUGAAAGAGAGCUGAUCUCUAUGGAGAGCUAUGAUAUUUAUAGCCGGACCUGGACCAAGCAGCCAGACUUGACCAUGGUUAGAAAGAUUGGCUGCUAUGCAGCUAUGAAGAAGAAAAUCUAUGCAAUGGGUGGAGGCUCCUAUGGAAAACUCUUUGAAUCUGUUGAGUGUUAUGACCCUAGGACUCAGCAGUGGACAGCAAUCUGUCCUCUGAAAGAGAGAAGAUUUGGGGCAGUGGCCUGUGGAGUUGCCUCGGAGCUUUAUGUAUUUGGCGGGGUCAGGAGUCGGGAUGACAGUCAAGCCAGUGAGAUGGUGACGUGCAAAUCUGAAUUUUAUCAUGAUGAGUUUAAAAGGUGGAUUUAUCUAAAUGACCAGAACCUAUGUAUUCCAACUAGUUCUUCCUUCGUGUAUGGAGCUGUGCCCAUUGGAGCCAGCAUAUAUGUGAUUGGAGAUCUCGAUACAGGUACAAAUUAUGACUAUGUUAGAGAAUUUAAAAGAAGCACGGGGACCUGGCAGCGCACUAAACCGCUGUUUCCAUCAGACCUCCGCCGUACUGGCUGUGCGGCUCUGCGGAUCGCAAACUGCAAACUCUUCCGACUGCAGCUUCAGCAAGGGUUGUUCCGCAUUCGUGUACCUUCUCCGUGA